Neurospora hispaniola is the source of this 540-nucleotide messenger RNA. RefSeq names its product histone acetyltransferase subunit NuA4-domain-containing protein. Gene Ontology annotation, cellular component: NuA4 histone acetyltransferase complex. The transcript has 3 exons. The record is from RefSeq and is a predicted model, not a curated record. NCBI's taxonomy places the organism in Eukaryota, Fungi, Ascomycota, Sordariomycetes, Sordariales, Sordariaceae. The coding region runs from base 1 to 540 and encodes 179 amino acids.
AUGGGCGCGGCAGACGGCGCAGCUGGUAUCCCAUACUACGAAAAGCAGCGACAGCAUCUCAAAGAGCUGCUGAACAAGAAGAAGCUUUUGGAAAAACGUCUGCUUGCGCAAGAAGAAUCCAUCUACCAAAAAGAAACCGAGUAUCUCGAAAACACGCCAGCGGGCAACAUCAUUACGGGCUUCGACAACUACACCAAAGGCACCGCCAACGUCGCAGCACAGCGCAGGAAGACGGGAUUGACAGACGCGAACCGUGUUUUCUCCAGGAGUUCGAUAUCGUAUAAUCCGGCGGCUCAACAAGAAUCACAAACACCAGCCUCUUCAGCCCCGGCUUCCCACGCGCCGACGCCGGUUUCUACAUCGUUCAAUAACAAGGACGGCGCAUCAAGUGCGCCCACGCCCACUUCGGCCACGGCCGGUAAGGCGAACUCCAAGAAGAAAAAAGCGGCGACGUCAGGUGGUGCGGGAGUUGAAGAUAGCGAGACGGAUUCGAGAGAGACGAAGAAGGCGAGGACGAACUUUGGGGCUGUUCGCAAGUAA